Molecule: messenger RNA, 10315 nt
Organism: Paramuricea clavata
Lineage: Eukaryota; Metazoa; Cnidaria; Anthozoa; Malacalcyonacea; Plexauridae
Source: the annotation of a GenBank genome assembly
AUGGCGACAAGAGUUCUUCUUCUUCUGUUUCCAGGUAAAACAUAUCUUGUGCUGUAUGAUGCUGUAUUUAAUAGAUGAUUCCAGCUCUACAGUAUAGACUAAUUUUGAUCAAGACAAGGACGAAAUCUAUCAUUAUAGCUUAAAAGAACAUCCUUAAGAAGAAGAGCCGAAAGUGGUUAUUUUUACCGCACGUAAUAAUUGUUAAUUUCACAGGGCUAUAUUUUUCGUAUUUUACUACACUUCCCAACCAAAUUUUGCAAUUUUUUCUAAUUUUAGGAUUCUCUUUUGAGCUAUAAUGAUAGAUUUCGUCUUUCUUGUCUAGAUAAAAAAAUAAUCGAUGGCUGAAAUCAUCCAUUCCUCGUUCAAUCCUAUUACUAUUCCUUGUUGAACAGUUGCGAGGGAUAAACCAAGCGGAAAUCGCAAUCUUGUUAUAAAUAUUAAUGCCCAGCAUUUAAAAACAUUACUUUACGUUUCGUCUGAUAUUCGAGAUAUCUUCAGAGUUAAUGGAGUAGGAGAUAAAAUGCACUUCUGAGGCUGGGGGAACUUUUUGUGGCAGACCAUACCGUCUGUUUGAAGGCAAAGACACUAUAAACGAAACUGAUCACAGUAGUAGGAAUUUUGCAUGGGGAAAUUCUUAGUUUUGAAGAAUUUGUAAGAAAUGUGUGAGAACGCCUGUAUUCUAAAAGCUCACUCACACUCAAAGAAUGGAGGUUCAAUCCGAGCUUCCUUGGAGUGUCAAUACUGUUUUUGAAUAGCUGGAGGGUUAGUGUAGUACCUUACUAUGUGACUACUCAUCCUCCAGCUAUUCAAAACCAGCAUUGACACUCAAAUGAAGCUCAGAUUGAACCUCCAUUCUUGGCAGAGACUGCUCACUGACAAUUUCCUUGCGGUGGUACUAAAUGUGUAUGUAUGUAUACUGUAUCUGAUCAUGUAAAUCCUUGCUUUCUUUUAAUUUCAUUUCUUUCUAUACAGUGUUCUGCUUGUUACCGCUGACUUCUGCUCAUGACAACAAAGCUCAUUGGAUAGCAGACGAUGAGAAACGUCUCGUCAAUGUUCUCUUUAACAAUUACAGUAAUGUCAUUCGUCCUGUUGAGAACAAGAAAAAUCCUGUGCCUGUUUAUUUGGGAAUUGCAUUGACUCAGUUAAUUGAUCUGGUGAGAUUCGUUCUCAUUAAUAGACCUUACCGAUUAUUCUCUUUUACCCAAUCGCCUCGUUUCCAUGUUAACUUAUUUUAGCAUGUCAGUGGCAGAUAAAGCUUAUAUUCCCAUGUUUUCCUGGACGAAUUUGUUUCUCGCUGUUCUUAGGCUCAAUAACAAAGUAACUUUCAACACUACCAAGCACAAAACAUGAGAAAGUAUUUGACACGAAAACGAGGCCAUUGGGUAAGAGAGAAUAAUCGGUAAGGUCUAUUACGCUCAGUGGGCUUCACGUAUAUCUUUCCGAUACUUUCCACUAUUUUGCUAUUGUUAUUUCUAAUCAUUCCUAUUUCUAAUAGAAUGAAAAAGAUCAAAUUCUCAUAACCAGCGUGUGGCUUCGAUUUGUAAGUUUUUAUCCUUGUCAGAGCAUGUUUCUUUUACCACUGUGAUCCAGGGAUUCAUUCCUCAGCAAUAUGCAGUUGUCUCAUUAUAAUUUCACCUCAGACAUUUGUAAGAAUAGAAUGCUUGUUCAGCUUGACUCUAUCAGACACCGUAUGUCCACAAAGUACUUUGGUUUCCUCCUGUAGUAACACUGGGUCAAUAAGAGAUGACUCUUACUCCAUGGAUCUCUAGGGAGAACAGUUUAGAACUGAUAGAACUAUCCAGUAUAAAUAAAGUUAGUUUAGUUUAGGUUUCCUCCUGUAGUAACACUAGAUCAAUAAGAGAUGAUCCUUACUGGACCUCUAGGAAGAACAGUUUAGAACUGAUAGAGCUAUCCAGUAUAAAUAAAGUUAGUUUAGUUUAGGUUUCCUCCUGUAGUAACACUGGAUCAAUAAGAGAUGAUCCUUACUGGACCUCUGGGAAGAACAGUUUAGAACUGAGAUAGCUAUCCAGUAUAAAUAAAGUUAGUUUAGUUUAGGUUUCCUCUUGUAGUAACACUGGAUCAAUAAGAGAUGAUCCUUACUGGACCUCUAGGAAGAACAGUUUAGAACUGAUAGAGCUAUCCAGUAUAAAUAAAGUUAGUUUAGUUUAGGUUUCCUCCUGUAGUAACAUUGGAUCAAUAAGAGAUGAUUCUUACUGGACCUCUAGGAAGAACAGUUUAGAACUGAUAGAGCUAUCCAGUAUAAAUAAAGUUAGUUUAGUUUAAGUUUCCUUCUGUAGUAACACUGGAUCAAUAGGAGAUGAUCAGUUACUGGACCUCUAGGAAGAACAGUUUAGAACUGAUAGAGCUAUCCAGUAUAAAUAAAGUUAGUUUAGUUUAUGUUUCCUUCUGUAGUAACACUGGAUCAAUAGGAAAUGAUCCUUACUGGACCUCUAGGAAGAACAGUUUAGAACUGAUAGAGCUAUCCAGUAUAAAUAAAGUUAGUUUAGUUUAUGUUUCCUUCUGUAGUAACACUGGAUCAAUAAGAGAUGAUCCUUACUGGACCUCUAGGAAGAACAGUUUAGAACUGAUAGAGCUUUCCAGUAUAAAUAAAGUUAGUUUAAAGAUAAAGAGCAAAGCCCAGCAAAUAACUUCAAACCCAAACAUAAUAAAAGGAAAAAAAUUAAUUAGCUAACGUUUCGUUGUUUUCAAUACAACAUCUUCAGAGCAAUCUAAAUGAACUUACGGGGUAUGGUAUAUAUAUUUACAAAAUAAUGGUUUAAUAUUACAAAAACGGUUACAUGUAGUUUGAAAGAACAAAUGAAUAGAAAGAAAGGAAAACAACUUGUCAGUAACUAGUUAAUAAUUAAAGAUUAAUGUUAAGUGCAUGGUUAGUAUAGUUAAGGUUAAUAUUACAUAACUAAAAUAACUAAGAUUAAAAAAAAGAUUUAAAUUAAGAUUAAGAUUUCCGCCUGGUGUAUCGAUUGCCACAGUUAUAAAUAAAGUUAGUUUAUAGUUUGUUUCCUUCUGUAGUAACACUGGAUCAAUAGGAAAUGAUCCUUACAGGACCUCUAGGAAGAACAGUUUAGAACUGAUAGAACUAUCCAGUAUAAAUCAAGUUAGUUUAGUUUAAUUGGCUACUUUCCUAAACGUUUGACAUGUUUCAAUAUAGCGAUGGAAAAACAGUUUCUUGAUAUGGAAUUCGUCAGAAUUUGGUGGUAUUACGUCUAUCAAUGUUGAACCAAACAUGGUCUGGCUGCCUGAUAUUGAACUAUAUAACAGGUGAUUCUUGAAUUUUUUUGAAUAAAAUAACAUUUUCCUCACUAACUCAAAACUAGCCAUUCCACCUUAGCUGUGCUCCAUGACCAGACAUGGCUUGUAUGGUGACAGUCAGAGACUCCCUAGUAAGCCUUUGACUCAGCCGCUGCGUCCGGCGCAGUUCAGUUCUUAAGGUACGUUUACACGCUGCAAUUUGUCGUGUACGGUUCGUAUUCUGGCGUAUGUGAUCGUAAACAUAGAGAUUAUAAAUAACACUAGAGGAGGCAUCGAGUUUAAAAAUUGGGAACGCAGCUAAUGGGGGGCAAAUUCAAGUCCCGGAUAUAAAAUCGUGCUCUCAUUGGCUGAUUUGAAACUCGUCACCAAUGGGAACACGAAUACACAUCCGGGACUUGAAUUUGCCCCCAAUAGUCGCGUUCUCUUUUUUUUACUGAAUUAAGAUUACAAUGCCUCCUCUAGUGUUAUUUGUAAUCUCUAUGAUCGUAAAGUGGUGGCGUCAGCAGUGAUGGCGUCGGACUUCAGCAGUGGUGGCGUCAGCAGUUGUGGCGUCAGCAGUGGUGGCGUCAGCAGUGAUGGCGUCUGCAGUGAUGACGCCAGAAUACGAAUCAUACAGGACUCAGCGUGUAUAUGUAGCUGUAACCUGCGAUCAGGCGUAUAAAUAAAUAAAUAGGCCUGAUACAAAUCUUAACAAACGUCCAUGUUUUUACAACCGUAUUUCGGUUGUAAAUCUGAUUGGUUUACUAGACAAAAGAUUUUUUAAUCUGUCAUUUGAUUGGUUGGUGCUAAUUUCAUUAUAUAUUAUAUGUUUAAUAUGUUUAUAUGUUUAAUAAUAAAUUUUGUCACACACAACAAUUAUUUACAAAAAAUGUCAAAUAAUGUAAGUUAAAUAUAAAUAAUGUAAGUUAAAUAUAUUGUCGUUGAUAUAUUUAUAGUGAUCACAACUAUAAUUAGAUUGUUGUUGUCGUUGUGUGAAAUUUAAAUUUCUCCUGCGACAUUUUGAUUGGAUACUAAAUAUAAACUUUCCUGUGGGUGGAAAGCGAUCGGAUUAAGGAUUGUGUCAGGCUAUUAUUUGUAAAAUAGAGCCUGAUCGCAGGUUAAUGCAGCUGUAGCUGCAAGAGAUGAAGUGUUAAGGCGGAUUUACACUGCGCAACUUUUGCCUAAAACUGUCGCAUGCAACCUGCUUACAACUUGAGUUGUAUUGUGUAAAUCAAGCACACAACUUGCCUACGUUGUCAUAUCAGCAUUAACACCCUCUAACGUUACUUUCUUAUUUCCAGUGCAAGCGGCUAUUUAUCAGACAGCUUCAAGAAGAAAGUGAUUAUCCAUUCCAAUGGUAAAAGCGAGUGGUUCAUUCCAGUAGUUUUGCGAAGUUUUUGUCAAGUCGAUAUAGAAUAUUUUCCAUUUGAUGAGCAAACUUGCACACUACGUUUUGGCUCGUGGACGUAUCAUGGUUUGCAGCUGGAUUUUAAAUUGAUGGAAGGUAGCACUGAUCUUAAGAAGUAUCAAAGUAGUGGAGAAUUUGAGCUGAUCACAUUUACUGCCGACAGAAAAGUUUCAAACUACAGGUAUGUUAACAAAGAAGAUUUUAUCCGUAUUAGAGAGGUGUUCGUGUUAGAGAGGCGUCCGUAUUAGAGAGGCGUCCGUAUUAGAGAGGUGUGCAUAUUAAAGAGGUGUGUCUGUAUUAGAGAGGUGUCCGUAUUAUAGAGGUGUGUCCGUAUUAAUAAGGUGUCCGUAUUAGAGAGAUGUCCGUGUUAAAGAGGUGUCUGUAUUAGAAAGGUGCCUGUAUUGGAGAGGUGUCUGUAUUAGAGAGGUGCCUAUAUUAGAGAGGUGUCUGUAUUGGAGAGGUGUCCAUAUUAGAGAGAUGUCUGUGUUAGGGAUGUCCGUAUUAGAGAGGUGUCUGUAUUAAAGAUGUGUGUCCGUAUUAGAGAGGUGUCUGUAUUAGAGAGGUGUCUGUAUUAGAGAGAUGUCUUUAUUAGAGAGAUGUCCGUAUUAGAGAGGUGUCUGUAUUAGAGAGAUGUCUGUAUUAGAGAGAUGUCCGUAUUAGAGAGGUGUCUGUAUUAGAGAGAUGUCUGUAUUAGAGAGAUGUCCGUAUUAGAGAGGUGUCUGUAUUAGAGAGGUGUCCGUAUUAGAGAGAUGUCCGUAUUAGAGAGGUGUCUGUAUUAGAGAGAUGUCCGUAUUAGAGAGAUGUCCGUAUUAGAGAGGUGUCCGUAUUAGAGAGGUGUCUGUAUUAGAGAGAUGUCUUUAUUAGAGAGAUGUCCGUAUUAGAGAGGUGUCUGUAUUAGAGAGAUGUCUGUAUUAGAGAGAUGUCCGUAUUAGAGAGGUGUCUGUAUUAGAGAGGUGUCCGUAUUAGAGAGAUGUCCGUAUUAGAAAGGUGUCUGUAUUAGAGAGAUGUCCGUAUUAGAGAGAUGUCCGUAUUAGAGAGGUGUCUGUAUUAGAGAGGUGUCCGUAUUAUGAAGAUGCGUAUAUUAGAGAGAGGUCCUGAUGUCGCCAAUUUUAAGACUAAAAACUAACCCGGCGGGCUUUAACAAGCGCCCUGCCUUCGACAGUUCAACUUGGUUCAAUACUCAGCUCAGGGUAAGGAUUACCCAAACUUUAUCUCUUGCUUCCUGAAUCAACCCGAUCCUUAAUUCCUUUCCAACAUAUUUUCUUCUCUAGCUGUUGUGACGAGCCAUAUAUAAACUUAGUCUUCACCAUUCAUUUUCGCCGCAAAAUGUUAUUCUACUUGAACAACCUUGUGGUCCCGUGUGUCCUCAUAACUCUUGCUUCACUCUUCACCUUUAUUCUGCCUCCCACCACAGGAGAGAGAGUGACCUUGGUCAUCACCACGCUAUUAUCACUCACUGUUUUCAUGCUCAUGAUCGCCGAAAACACGCCGACGAAUUCCGAUGUCACGCCGAUGAUCGCGAAAUUUUUCAUGGCUUCAAUGUUGGAGAUAGGACUUGCGUUAGUGAUCACGUGUCUUAUUCUGAACGUGUAUCACUCGACUCGGCAUGCCCUCUCAUUGCCGCGUUUCAUUCGAAUUCUCGCAAUCGACGUACUCGCCCCACUCCUUCUCAUUGCGACGCCGAAAAAGAGAAAAUCUUCCAGAGCAUCAAAACCGCAACAGUCACCACGGGAGACUAAGCACGAGGGAUUUUUGCUAACUCAGACCUUACCUAAUCAUAAUCAUCGACCAAUGAACGGUCAUAUUCGAAGGGACGUCAUGGACUCACCUGAUGACGUCAUAUAUCGUCACCAUUCUCCGGAUAAUAACUCGGACUCUGAUACUGAACGUCACGUGACCAUACAUUGCUCAUGCCGUGGAGGCAUGGGAGCUAGUAAUACACAAGAGCGGUUACUAAGCCAUAUUAAAUAUUUGGCGGAGCGGGAGUAUGAUCGCGAGAGACAAGAGGCAGUCCUUGACGAGUGGGAAAUUGUGGCGAAAGUAGCAGAUAGAUCGUUCUUGGUGUUGUUUAUAGUGACUAUCAUUUGCACUUCGCUCAUGAUCUUUACUAGCGCGCCUAGACAUCCCGAGAAAGGCAUUUGAAACGACGUCGGCCGUGGCAGGUUGGAUGAGAGCUGACGAGAGUUAGCAAGAGAGCGUUUAUAUGAGAGAGUUUAUAAACUACAUCUCUUAACGGUCUAUUUGAUUUGUCUCCAAAUGCCAGACAUUCUCAAGUAUUUAUUCAGAGAAUUAGACUGCGGUUCACGAUGUUGAACAAACCGCGAGAUAAGUGUGGCCGGGUGGUGUUUAGAAUUUGUGAAAAUUGUCUUGACUGAUGAAAUAAUGUCUAUAAUUCUAGCUAGUUCGUAUGAAUAUUUCGUCUUGUCACACUAGGCUGAGUUACACUUUCAAAGUUUCUGUCAUCACACUAGGAAUUUUACAUAUACUUCACUCUUAGUUUUGAAGGAUUUUUAAGAAAUGUUUGAGGGAACUGGCUCAUUGUUUAACACUGCGUCAGUUCGCACAAACAUUUCUUGUAAAUCCUUCAAAACUUAGAAUUUACCCAUGAAAAAUUCCUACUGUGAUCACAGAAACUCAGUUGAUAGUGUACACCAGACCUGAGACAGAUGCCCUAGUUGAUCUGAAUCGUGUACAGUGAAUAGCAGAUGCAGGCCUGCAAAUUAGUGUCGGUCAUCGGCCACAAUGUCUGGCCAAAACCGCCAAAUUUUAACCGAGUUUUGUCCGACCAAAGCCUUUUAUGACCAGACACGUGACCGACUGAUUUAGGCUGGUGACAUGUCCAAUCUCAAAAAUGGAUUUUUAACACAUUUUUUUAUUACUGAAACCAAACCAAAGCAAUAUAAACAAUAUCGCUGCAUUAAACCGUACGAUUUAACGACCAAUACAAAUCUAAAUCACCUUCACAGGGCUGCAAAUAAAUAUUUGACUUGACAGGACAUUUGUCCGAUCACUUUUAAUUUUGGUCGGACAUAACGUGAAUUUAGUCGGACAAAAACCAACAUCACUAAAUUUGGUCGGACAUAUAUACGUCACAAGAUAUAUAGGCUAUAAGUCACAGGACAAGUAUGUAUGCCAUUCCGGCGCAACGUUAAGUAAAAUGCUAGAACGCCUAGUAAAUUUUAUUGCAAAAUACAAAUUGAGUGAAUUUGCAAUCGGAUUUUGUCACAGCGAAAAAUGUAUAAUGUGACAAUUUGUUUUGUGUGAUCGGACCAAUGUCCGAUCAAAAUCACUUUUGCUCGGACAUUUGCCAAAUUUAGUCGGACAUUGUCCGAUGUCCGACGGUGAUUUGCAGCCCUGCCUUCAUACAGAAACGAGAAUAUGGAAAAUUUUACUUUGUCCAUGUAAAUGUCUGACCACUUUUCGUCUUGGCCGAACAUUUUUCCAAGAAGAAUAAUUAUUGCAGGUCUGCAGAUGCGAGGACAACAUAUACAACAUGUCUUGCCAAACGCCGAUCAGUCACUAUGGAAUACACGGCCGAGCCAAUAUUAAUACUCUGCUGCAGCUGACAAUAUAAUCAUUAUAUUACAAUAGCAAUCAUAUUAUAACUUUUUAUCUACAAUGGCUCAGCCCAAUCAAGAAACUGACGAGGUCAUCCGCCAUCCAGCCAAGCACACGCCGUUAUAGCCGUGAAAGAAAACGUUGGCCGGUUUUAAUUAAACUACGCGAGCGUGUGGUUUAGUAAUAACUCCCCUCGAAAAUUUGUUAAUAAAAUUCUUAAUUAAAAUUUGUAAUUUUCUGUUAAAUCCCCUCGACCACGAUUCAGUUUAGAAAAUAAUUUUUCUCCGGUUUGUUCUAACUUUUCAAGGAUAGCGAGAUUGUAACAUCGAGCGAGAUCAUUGAAACAGAAUUUGAAAUGCAAAAUUUGAUUGGAUUCGCUUUGAUUAAUAUUUUCAGACACAUGGCUUGUUUUAUACACGCGUUAUAUAUUAUUUACGAUUACUCAUAUUUACUUAAGCCUGUCGAGGCAAAAGUUACACUAAUAUAUAAACUACGUUAGAAUACAUCAUAGUUUAUGUACAAAAGUUUUAGUUGAGCGUUCAAAUAUAAGUUUAUUAAGUUAAACGGUUAUAACUGGUGUAGUAUACUUAACGUUUUCCGCGCAAAAUAUGCGACUUCUAAACGGCCGUUUCAUGGCAGCAUAUCUCGGGCGAUUUGUAAGCAAAUACAGACGGUGAACGACUGUUAAUGUUUGCAGAAGUGACUCCGAGAUAAUCACUUGCUCCGUAGGUCACAGCAGAAUCAUAAGUUGAACUUGUGUAGUCAGUAGUGCGCAAGCCACAGAAACCUGCACGAUUCCUAGAUGGGACCACACCGUCUCUCACGUUUCCCCGCGGUAAAACGCGCGCAAUCUUAUCACAAAACACGCAGAGGACUGCACGGAAUUCUCGGUCGAAAACCGAGUAAAUUAUUGGGUUCGCAGCGCUGCUUAUACGGGGCAAAGUAGAGACAAAUAUUAUGCCAAUAAUCUGCUGCGCCAGUAUACUUAAGUUCUGAGAGAUGCACUUCUUCAGGCAGUGUUGCAGAAUCAACAACAAGACGAAGAGCGGAAGCCAACAAACAAGAAAUGUCCCCACAACGAUCAUUAACGUCUUCGUGGCUUUCAGUUCACGGAUUAGCAUUCUCGUUUGCGCAGAUUUGUCGAGUUUUGUGCCAGAUUUAUCAUAUUUGACUGUUGAGUGAGCCUUGAUCAUCAUUGCUUGACGAAAGGCAAGAUUAAACACCAUCGAAUAAGCAACAACUAGAAUGACUAACGGAAGAAAUAUACCAAGAAUGGGUACGACCAGAUAAUAAGUCUUGUCGAUCUUUAGACAAGCAGGAGUGUGAUAUAACUUGGCAUCGUCAGACCAUUUUGUGAGCGACAACGAGCUGAGGACGGCCGCAUAACACCAGACCGAAAUUAUAGCAAUUGCUGCCCGUUUCCCGUUGACGAGUCUCUGAUAUUUGAAAGGAUAUGAUAGGGCUAGGAAUCUAUCUAUAGCGAUCAGAGCAACGUUUGUAGUAGAAGCUGCACUGCAUAAAAAAUCCAUAAACAUCCAUAUUUCGCAUCCUUGAGGGCCCAAAUCCCACACCAUCGAGUUGACGUAAUGAUGAAUGCGAAACGGAACAAUCGUCGCCGCAAUUAAGAUAUCACUCACGGCUAACGAUACAAUGAAAUAAUUUGUAGGCUUUCGGAGUUUUCUAGUGGAACAAACAGCAACGACGACCAUCGUGUUUCCUAAGAGAGCUGCGAUCACUAUGAUGAUGCUGAAGCAAAUCUGACCGAUUAUGCUUGCGUCCGAGUAGAUCGGUUGGGUAAAACCUGCAGCAGACGAAUUAUUCAUCUCUGUGGAUGUUGUUCGUUUCCAAACCAAAACUGUUCUCCUUUGUUGUGUGGACCACCCGAGUACCUUAUCCACUCAGCACAGUCUUGCUUAUAUAAUGACUGGGAAGUUGAACACAAUUAUUAGUAAAUUAUUAAUGAGUCAAAUUCACGCGUUCAAGUACCCAGACUGAUUUGCAAUCCUGAAAACACCUGUAUCAAGCAAAGCUAAACAAAAGACGUCCUUUCGGCGUGUGAGUUGGCAGUAAACACAGACAUAUACGAAGACGAAAGCGUCG